Neopelma chrysocephalum (saffron-crested tyrant-manakin) is the source of this 1307-nucleotide messenger RNA. RefSeq names its product translation initiation factor IF-2-like. NCBI's taxonomy places the organism in Eukaryota, Metazoa, Chordata, Aves, Passeriformes, Pipridae. The record is from RefSeq and is a predicted model, not a curated record. The transcript is spliced from 3 exons. The coding region runs from base 1 to 1305 and encodes 434 amino acids.
AUGGGGAGAGGCGGUCAGAGGCGCGCUGCCGCUCUGCGUCCUCCCCGCUCCCCGCCGCCGACUCCCGGCCCACCACGUUGCCGCUGCUCCCCGGUCCCCCAUGCCGCACAGUCCGCCUUCGCGACCCGGAACCGCCCCGUGUGCCGGUGGGGGGCUCCCCGAGGGGCUCUGCAGGGGCCUUGGGGCCGGGACCCCGGGAGUGCGGCCCGACCAAGGGCAGGGCCCCUCCAACACGGCCGUUGUCCCUCCGCCCGACCACCCGAGCGCCUCCCGCCACCCGCGGCCACGGCCCCGCGGGCUCCAAGCCCCGCCAAUCCCGGCCCGAGGCAGCGUCCGGCCCGCCAAUCCCGGCCCGCCUUUCUCGGCGCCGUCCAAUCACGGCCCGCCUUUUCAAUGCGGCAGCGGUCCCGCAAGCUCUGCCCGCUCAGCCGCGGCGCGGCCCCUCCGCGCCGCCCCCUCGUUCCCCUCAGGCGCUGCUGGGACCACGGAAGGGCGCCGCGGCGCGGCACCGCCCCCCUUGCCCACGUUCCUCUCAGGCGCUGCAGGUGCCGGCGCCUUUGCUUCCGGAGCCGCGCCUGCCCUGCCGCAGCCCCCGACAGGCCAUGUUGGGACCAGGGAGGGCGGGUGUCACAGCUCCGCGCUCACGUCCCGUCCGGGAGUUCUUCCGGGAGGCGGGGAGGGGGCGGGAGCGGCGGCGGCCCUUUCAAUGGGGCCGCGGUCGAGCAAGCUCUGCCCGCUCAGCUGCGGCGCGGAGCCGCCCCCUUCUCCACCUCGCCCCCCGCGUUCCCCUCAGGCGCCGGUCUCGGCGCCUUUGCUUCGGGAUCCGGCGAAGCCGCGCCUGCGCUGCCGCGGCGCCCGCAGGCGCUGUUGAAAGGGCGGGUGGGAGGUCCGCGGUCCCGUCCCAUCCGGGAGUUCUCCCGGGAGAAGGGGAGGGAGGCGGGGAGCGGGCGGGAGCGGAGCAGCCCCUGGGAGCGGGGCCUGAGGGGACAGCGGGGUUCUUGGGGACGGGCAGGGCGGGAACGGGUAGGCGGGGAUUGGCGGGGCCGGACGCUGCCGGGGGCUGGGAUUGGCUGGGCUGGCACGAGGGGGGCGGGGCUGUGCGGGCCGCGGGCUAUAAAUGGGGUGGGCGGGGGGCUCUCGGGGCAGUUCGGCGGCGGGGCUGGGGGCGGCGCAGGAGCUGCGGGAGCCGGCGCGGGAUCGGCGCGGCCGCUGGGCCGAGGAGCGGCGCCCCGGACUGCAGAGAUACCCAGGAGCAGCUUUAGGCAGAGGCAGCAGAAAGCUGAGGCAGAGACAGCAGAAAGCUGAGG